AUGAAUUUAGAUAAGUGUUAUUUUAGGUAUACAGAAAAUGAAAAUAAAAUAGACAUUACAUUUUGGUUAAAAGUAAAGGACUCUUUUAGACAAUUUAAUCUAUGUAGAAAACCUGCAGAAACAUUGGAAACCUUAUUUUUUCGUAUCGGUACUAAUGUUGAAAAAGUUCUUAAGAAAUCAAAUAAGAAAAAAUCCUCUUGUGAUAACUCAGAAGUAAAUGUUAAGUUGUGUGACUCAAUUGAUGGUACCUUCAAUGAAAAGAGCACUUGUCUAGAAUUAUUUGCAGCAAAAGGCCCUGUUAAGUUAAAAAUUCAUGAUAGCAUUUAUGAAAUUGUAUUUAAUGCACCGUGGGUGGUCAGUAUUAAUCUGCCACUAUGUAUUUUAGUAGGAUUCCCUGUAUAUCCUGAAAACUUUACUAUUCAACAUGCCCUCAAGAAUUCGUGUAGUUUCAAUUGGUAUAAAGGAUCAACUAUCAAUGAAAAAGGAAAUCAUAUUAGUGACUUGCAUGUAAAGUGGGACUUGGUGGGUGAAACUUUCAUAUAUAGCCCAACACCUCAAGACAUAGGGAUGAAACUUAAACUAGAAUGUAUUCCAGGUAAUGGAUAUAAGAAAGGCCCUGCAGUUGAAACUAUUUCAAAAAAUGUUGUUGAAGCUGGUCCAGGAACAUGCCCUUUUGAGACCAGACACAAGUUUACAAAUGAAAAAUUAAAACAUAGAAGUUUUCGCUGUGUAACAUAUAACAUAUUGGCAGAUUUGUAUUGUGAUUCAGAUUUCACAAGAACAUCAUUACAUCCAUAUUGUCCACCAUAUGCAUUACACAUUGAUUAUAGAAAACUUCUUAUUUUUAAGGAAUUGCAGGGUUACAAUGCAGAUAUAAUAUGUCUUCAAGAAGUUGAUUCAAAAAUAUUUAACCAUCAUUUACAACCUCUGAUGAAAAAUGAAGGACUGAAUGGUUUAUUUUACAAGAAGGGUAGGCAAGUGACCACCCGACCUGAUAAAUUUAACCUUAAAUUUAUCAUACCACCUGUGGUGCUAAAAGUCAGACUCGAACGUAGCUGGUGCAGCAGUUAUGAACUGCUUUCUAUAUUAAAAAAUACAACAUUUACAACAGCAAAAUUAUCAGGGCUAAUAGGUGACGAAAAAAUUGUCCUAUCUGAAGCAUUAAAAGAAAAACCUUGUCUGCAAUCGAUAUGGGAAAGAGUGAAAGACAAUGAACCUUUGAUAGCAAGAGUUUUAGAUAGAUCUACAGUUGCAAGUGCAUCAUAUUUGUUAUCAAAAGAUGAUCCAAAUUAUUUAUUUAUUGUGGGUAACACUCACUUAUACUUCCAUCCUGAUGCAGAUCACAUAAGGCUCAUUCAAGGAGGAAUCAUUAUUUAUUGGUUAAAUGACAUUCGCAGUACAUUAAUGAAAGAGUUCCCAGGUAAAAUAAUAUCUUUGAUAUUAUGUGGUGAUUUUAAUAGUGUUCCUACCUGUGGAAUAUACGAGUUGUACACUACUGGCGUAGCUGCAAGCACACUACCGGAUUGGAAAUCGAAUGCUGAGCAAGCUGUUACUGGACUAAGUUUGGAACAGGGUACAUUAUUAGAAAGCGCUUGUGGGACACCACAAUUUACAAACUUCACGGAGGGAUUUGCUGAUUGUCUGGACUACAUUUUUUAUGAUAAAUCUUCUUUGCAAGUUGAACAGGUGGUACCAAUGCCAAGUCUAGAAGAGCUACAAGCCAAUACUGCAUUACCUAGUGUAGUGUUUCCGUCAGAUCAUAUAGCCUUGGUGGCAGAUUUAAAAAUGAAUCAAAUGUGA
Chilo suppressalis (striped riceborer) is the source of this 1800-nucleotide messenger RNA. Lineage: Eukaryota; Metazoa; Arthropoda; Insecta; Lepidoptera; Crambidae. The record is from the annotation of a GenBank genome assembly.